This is a messenger RNA of Ochlerotatus camptorhynchus, 1876 nucleotides long. RefSeq names its product homeobox protein unc-42. The transcript is spliced from 6 exons. NCBI's taxonomy places the organism in Eukaryota, Metazoa, Arthropoda, Insecta, Diptera, Culicidae. Gene Ontology annotation, biological process: regulation of transcription by RNA polymerase II. The record is from RefSeq and is a predicted model, not a curated record. Gene Ontology annotation, molecular function: DNA-binding transcription factor activity, RNA polymerase II-specific; RNA polymerase II transcription regulatory region sequence-specific DNA binding. The coding region runs from base 319 to 1374 and encodes 351 amino acids.
CCUUUCCCAGCACGAGUGUUAACCGGAUUCAAACUGUAUCUACCGUCGGAUUGUUGCUCACCGGUGCUGAAUAGGGAGUAUUCAUCGACAGCCGGGCACUACAAUUCCCUCGGCUCCAAGUUGGAUUUCAAAAACGGGUGUGCCGAUUCCGGCCCUGCUGGUAUUGGUGGCGGCGGUAGUAGUGCACCCUCGUCUGGAUUAAGCCCGGCCAGUCCCGAUUCGCAACAGUUUAACAUCUUUCCAGCGAUUUUCAGCCGUCAACUGAACUUUACCGGAACAGGAACUUGCGCUACCAGUGCUCAAGCAGCAAAUAAACUGAUGGACGACCUCCGACCGAAUCUCGUCGGUGGCCUACUAGGCCUGCAGCAAGGCCUACUGGAUGAUCACAAUCUGUCACACGGAAACCUACAGCAUAAUGCCCAGGAUUCGAAGUUUAUGUCACUGCAGGACAACAGACUCAUGGGAAUAGGAUCGCAUGAAAACCGCCUACUGGGAUUAUCGCAGGAUAACCGAACACCCGGCGGUGGUCAAAUAACCGCCGCAGACAAAACCCUCCAACGGAAGUGCAGCAGUACGCCGGAAGAUUUCAGUGCCCUGUACGGUGGAUUAACGGGAGCUUCCAUUAGUGAUCAUCACCACCAUCAUACGCCUGCCCAUACGCCCCCGAACCGGUUGAGUGACAACGCAUCUGUGACAGCGGAAGGUGCUUUUAAAAAACUAAAACCCGAACCAAACAGUGGACUUUCGUCGGUGUCCGGUAGCAUCUCGUCACCCGGAAGUGGUAUCUCGUCCCUGCCUCAGCAUGCCGGCCACACGCCUACCACGGCAUCCUGUCCGACACCGGCACGAAGGCGGCAUCGGACCACAUUCACUCAGGAACAGUUAGCAGAACUAGAAGCGGCCUUUGCAAAAUCCCACUACCCCGAUAUCUACUGUAGAGAGGAAUUAGCACGAACUACCAAACUAAACGAAGCAAGGAUACAGGUCUGGUUUCAGAACCGCCGGGCCAAAUAUCGCAAGCAAGAAAAGCAAUUACAGAAAGCGCUCGCCCCCUCGGUGAUACCGUCGUGCAAUGGCAUGAUGCGAAACAUACAAGGCUACAGCGUGUCCCGAGGUUAUCAACCGUAUCCCCAUCCAAACUCAAUCAAUCGAUAUCCGCAGGAUCUCUUCCAGAUGGGUGCCUCGUCGUAUCCCGGAAUGACGCAGCCAUUCUCGAUGACGCACAGUUCCAACAUGAGCUCAGUAGGCGUCCGUCAGGAUUCGAUGGGAAUGUCCGCCGAAGACGAGUGGUACAACAAGAGUUUAUCCGCGCUCCGAAUGAACAGCUCGCACCACCCAAACCUGUCAGCACCGAUGCUGCAAUACCAAACAUAAUUAAUGUAGGAUCAAGCUUAACCUUUCCCGUAAACUGUUGAACACCGCCGACGUCCACCCACGAGACAGGCAGAAAAGAAAGUUGUUCGCAGUAGUUUACCGAUUUAGUAAAAGAAAUGAAUGAAAUCUAGUCACCUAGGAAGUAAAUAAUUGAAAACAUACAAAACAUGAAAAUCCUCGUCUUCGAUCAAAGUAUGCGCGGGAUAGACACCCAUUCGAGUCAAAUGAAACGCCAUUUUGAAUGCAAGCCGCCCUCUGAACAGCAAACACAUACAAAUGCACGCACGCACACACUCAUCAGCAGCUGCAGCCGCAGUUCUCUGCCUGCAAUACAAUAAAUCGUUAAAAUUUCAUUAGCCUACUCAGUCGCGAAUGUUUAAUUGAAUCGAUUCGGCAGAGCGCACUAAAAACGUUAUAUUUAUUCGCUUCGGAUGCGAUCUUUCGCGGAAACGUUUACUUGCUGUUAAUCGGUGUGACGCCGUGCCAUAACCCCGCCGCCGUU